AUGAAUACUAAUAAUUACCUCAUAACUAGUUACAUCUUGUUUAUUAGGUUCAAGUUUCAUUUUAUUUUUCAAUGGGUAAAAUGGAAUGAAAUUUGGAGUGUUUUAACAUUAACUAAGGAAACAAGGUUACUGGAUCAAGAUGUCUGCAGUAAUAAUAAUAAUAAUAAUAAUAAUAAUAAUAAUAAUAAUAAUAAUAAUAAUAAUAAUAAUAGUAAUAAUAAUAUUGAUCAACUAACCGAAGAUUUAAUUAUUGUGUAUCUUUAUAGAUGA
Schistosoma curassoni is the source of this 270-nucleotide messenger RNA. The record is from the annotation of a GenBank genome assembly. NCBI's taxonomy places the organism in Eukaryota, Metazoa, Platyhelminthes, Trematoda, Strigeidida, Schistosomatidae.